This is a messenger RNA of Blastomyces dermatitidis ER-3, 2155 nucleotides long. RefSeq lists its product as uncharacterized. Lineage: Eukaryota; Fungi; Ascomycota; Eurotiomycetes; Onygenales; Ajellomycetaceae. The record is from RefSeq and is a predicted model, not a curated record. Bases 761 to 1438 code for a protein of 225 amino acids. Gene Ontology annotation, molecular function: protein kinase activity; ATP binding. Gene Ontology annotation, biological process: protein phosphorylation. The transcript has a single exon.
GGUAAUCCUCGCAAAGCAAACUAAGAUCAAUUCGAGUUGGCGUGUGGUAAUCUGUAGUUACAGAGUAUUACUGUGGUAUGAUAGUUAGGUCGUCCCUGGAAGCUGGUUGGUGAUCUAUUCUUAGCCUUAAGCGCCGAUACAAGCGUUUGUCUUUCUUGUCUGCAGGCGUGGUUAAGCGCUGUCCUCCCGUCCCCUCCCCAAACUCGCUUGAAAGGAAGAACGAACUCCCAUCCAUCCCAUGCUCCCCAUCUUACCUUUUCCGCCUGUCCUCACUCGAGAAACACACGUUUACGGCGGACGGCUUCUCCAAGCUACUUUCAAGUUCACAGAAUACGUGACAACGACGAAAUCUUUGGGCGAUUAUUAUGCAGCGUCCUCCGCUUCGUUGAAUCGUUGGCGGGAAUGUCUGGCAUUAGUGGUUGGUUUCGGCAAACUCAGAAGUUCAUGUGGGUCAAUCAGCCAAACCCCCAAGCCAGCGGCAUUAAACCCACAGACCAGAUUUCCUCUGGAUGAUUGUGACAUCUCCAAAGUCUCGGAUGAAACUCUCAUCGGUCUUUUUGACACUGCGCCAGUCCUCCACUCCUUUUAGGGAACCCACAUCGUCCGCCUGUCUCGGACACUCAUUCUUAAAGGCGGUGUCAAUGCACGACCAUGUGAAGCCAGCAUUCUGAAGCUUGUUGGCGAAAAAAUCCUCAAUUCCGGUCCCCAAGGUUCAUCGAAUCCUCAACAUUGAGACUGAAAAUGUUUAUUUCGGUUGCAAAUGCUUGAUGUAAUGGAUUUCGUUGAAGGCAGAGUAGUUGAGGAUUUUUGGAACAGUCUGACUGAAACGGAACGUGUGGAGAUUGUCAACCAAACAGCCUCUAUACUCAAUACUCUGCAGUCCGCUCCGGUGCCCCAGGAUCCAGGACCAGUGGGCUGUAAAAUAUGCUUGGCCCAGGGUUUUUGGUUCAGUAGUAUGGGAGGCAGGCCCUUCAACUUGAAGAAGGACCUGGAAGACUGGUUCAACCGCAAACUUACAAUCUGCCAACAUUUCAAACAAUCCCCAAGCACUCUUCCACAAUUUCGCAUCGACAAACUAGUUCUCACAUAUCAGGAUAUUGCUCCCCGAAACCUGAUAUUAGGCCCUGAUGACAAGGUCUGGCUGGUUGAUUGGGGCUAUGCUGGGAGAUAUUCCGAAGGAUCCGAUGCUGCCUCAUUGAGUGUGAGGAGGUAUAGUGCACCACUUUUUACUGAUAUGUUGCUUGAGAUGAAUCCCAAGCAUGUGGGGCUGACGGAGCAGUUGAAGUGGAUAGUGUAUGCUUUGACGACGGGACAGUUUAUUUAUGUUUUGGCAAAUGUUUGGCAAAUCGGCAAAUCGGCUGUUGUAUACCCUCCAUCAGCUUUCAAGAGAAAGAUUUUUACCCAGGCAUUAUCUUCGCUUACUACUCGAGCUCAUUGACGAAAGGUCAGUGGUGGACGGAUUCCGUCUCCAAUCUAGGUGAUGGUCUAGUACUACUAUUUCACAAGAUAGCCUCGUAGCAGUAUUGCGCCGUCCCUGCCACUUCCAAUCGAAUGCUUACUUUGCUUGGUGAGAGGUGGUUCACUGGCUACCAUGCUGGAAAUGCGAGGUGCCCAGGAACAGUCGGCCAACCAUUGCCCGACUGUUCCUUGGUGAUACACGCCGGACCGUAACCAAUGCUGCACACGAAGCAGAGACAUAUCGAGUUCUUCAUUAGUACUGUAGUCUGUGGCCAGUAGAAAAUGAUUGCUGUGACUGUGAGGUGCUAUGACUAACAAAAUAUGGGUAGCACUAGGGGUCUCGACAUAGGUGCAAUGUAGAAAGGAUGGAGGGGAUAUAAUAUUUUAAUGUACUAUACAUGUAUGUACUGUACAUUACAAAAUGCACGGCAUGAUGAAUUAAAGAUAUAGAUAGUUAUAGCAUGUUUUUCCGUCUAUAGAUUAUUCGAAGUGACGUGAAGAGAGUUUUGGUGAACCGUGGGAACUGGCAGGAGAGGGACAGGGGAAGGAAGUUAAGAUAGUAUAUGAAGGGGAGCCCGUUGUUUAUUUAUUUGCCUUGAUUUCUGGAUAGUGAACACACAAUGGCCUCUCUCUCUCUACAUCCGGGAAGAACAGAGCAAUUUACCCGAAGAAGAGAUGAUGAUGAUGAUGAUGAUGA